AUGUUCCCGGCAUACAAAGUUCUAUGUGUGUUCAUCAGACAGAUAUCAAAGCCGUUUGCAAAUUAUCUAAAGAGAAGAGCAGCACAUAACGAAAGAUUCAGAAACAUCUGUAUAUACUUCGGAAACAAAAGCUUCGCCUUCGAAAGGUACAUAUCGAGAAGGUUCUAUAACUCGGAAGUGACAGAUUGCGACAAAGUAACACUCUCGCCGGAGAAAUCAGUCAACAUAGGAAGCGAGUUGCUGGGAGAGUGCGUAAUAUUCGGAGUGGCAGCAGGACUGAUAACAGCAGAGUACGUGAGAGGAGCAAUAAAGGAGUCCAGAAAGGAAACUAACCUGAGAAGAAGGCUGGAUACAAUCGACUCCAGGCACGAGGAGCUGGAAAAGUACAUCAAAAACGAAGUGUCACGACAGCUGUCGGAGAGAUUCCCAGUGGUGUCGGACAGCAAGCAGAGAAGAUUUUAA
Molecule: messenger RNA, 462 nt
Organism: Theileria orientalis strain Shintoku
Lineage: Eukaryota; Apicomplexa; Aconoidasida; Piroplasmida; Theileriidae
Exons: 1
Coding region: 1-462 (153 amino acids)
Biological process (GO): regulation of lipid metabolic process
Cellular component (GO): mitochondrion
Source: RefSeq, a predicted model, not a curated record